GUUAGCACAAGGCAAAAAAUACAGAUAUAUAAUUCUUAGUCACUAGAGGGCUUACGGGCUCUUCUUAAGCCAUGCAAUCUGCAGAAGAGCUGUACAACAAAAAAAUAAAGUUUGUUAAUGUGAAAAUAGGAGCACCAGCUGCCAUUACACAGGAAAAGAUUGAUGUAGGUGGAAAACCCAAUGCCACACAUGACAUGCCUAAAGUUGGUAUGCGUGAUAGCAUAUCAGACUGGCCCCCCAAAAAGGAGAGCUGGCAGAGUCACAGCAAAUCAAAUUGUGAGCCUGUUGCUGCAACCUUUGACAAUGGAAUGUCAGACCAAGGCACAGAAAUUACUUCAGUGGGUGAAGAACCCUUUAAAAAUCACUCAAAUUCAAAAUAUUCAUUAAGUGAAGUUUUAAGUCAACCUCCUUUAAAGGGUAUUAAUCUUAUUAGACAGCGUAGUAACAGUGAUGUGACCAUCAGUGAUAUAGAUGCUGAGGACAUUUUGUACCAGAAUGCUGUCAACCCAAACACUGGUGCCUCAUUGCAUCGAGAAUAUGGUAGCGCAUCAUCUAUUGAUCAACAGAUUAUAAGUGAGGGUGGAAUUUUUACACUGUUGAAGGAGUACAGAGUAGAUCCUCUGGCAAAUCAAAAUAUGCAUCCAGUUGGUUUUCCUGAGCUUCUACAUUGUAAAAAUGUUCUUUCACCUAGCUUGCAAACAGCUGCUCAGAUAGCACGAGGAGAGAUUGUUUGCUUUUCGGGUUACGACUAUGUGGACAAUUCUUUUAUUUACAGUACCGAGCGAGAGAAGGGCUAUUAUUACCUCAAGUCAAACUCAUCUGAAACAUCUUUGUUUCAAAGGCUGAGGACUAUUAAGAAUGAAUAUGUUGGUCUCCGGCUAUCAACAGAGCAUGAUGACCGUCGGCCGCACAGCGUCCCUAUGUGUUUUGCUCACUAUGAUGUCCAAAGUAUACUCUUUAAUGUUAAUGAGGCAGUGGCAAAUCAAGACAAUUUUUGUCAAAGGAAAAACACUACUACUGGUGCUUCAGCUGCCUCACAGUACAAAGUUCCAGGAGGUAUUACAUUAUGUGGAAAUAAUAGUGGCCCUGCACCAACAUUUGACUCUAUCCUUGGCAACCAUGAAGACUUAAACCUUAAACAGAACCUGGAAUUAGAUGAGGGUGAUGGAAAGAGCAAUGAGCUAGUGCUAAGUUGCCCACAUUUUCGGAAUGAGAUUGGUGGUGAGGGUGAAAGGAGGCUCUCUCUGUCCAGGACCAGUGGUGCUUACUGUUAUAGUGUGGGAGAAAAUUCUUUUGAGUCCUCAUUAAGCUCUCACUGCACCAAAGCUGGUGUUUCAGUGCUUGAGGUCCCACGGGAAAACCAGCCAGUCCAUCGUGAAAAAGUGAAGAGAUACAUCAUUGAACACAUUGACUUGGGAGCUUAUUAUUACCAUAAAUAUUUUUAUGCAAAAGAUCACCAGAACUACUUUGGUAUAGAUGAGAACCUUGGCCCAGUGGCCAUCAGUGUGCGGCGUGAAAAGCUAGAAGAUUGUAAGGAGAAGGAAAGGUCAUCAUAUAAUUAUCGUAUUGUCCUCAGAACCAGCCAGCUGACUACACUUAGAGGGGCAGUUUUGGAGGACGCAGUGCCCUCCACAGCAAGACAUGGCACAGCACGUGGCCUCCCACUCAAGGAGGUGCUGGAGUAUUUGGUUCCUGAGCUCAGCAUCCAGUGCCUUCGACUGGCCCUUAACUCCCCCAAAGUCCCUGAACAUCUUCUCAAAUUAGAUGAGCAGGGCCUAAGUUUUCAGCAAAAGGUGGGCGUGUUGUACUGUAAAUCAGAUCAGAGUACAGAAGAAGAGAUGUACAAUAAUGAGAGUGCAGGGCCUGCACUGGAUGAAUUCUUGGACCUACUGGGACAAAGAGUGCGACUAAAGGGCUUUACCAAGUACAGAGCACAGCUGGAUACUAAGACGGACUCAACAGGAACUCACUCCCUUUACACAACCUACAAAGACUAUGAGUUAAUGUUUCAUGUGUCUACUCUCCUACCUUACACUCCAAACAACAUACAACAGCUACUAAGAAAGAGACACAUUGGAAAUGAUAUUGUCACUGUUGUGUUUCAAGAACCAGGAUCCCUGCCUUUCACACCUAAAAAUAUUCGUUCCCACUUUCAGCAUGUUUUUAUCAUUGUUAAAGUCCAGAAUCCAUGCACUGAAAACGUCUGCUACAGUGUGGCUGUAUCAAGAUCUAAAGACGUGCCUCCAUUUGGCCCUCCCAUUCCUAAAGGUGUGACUUUCCCAAAGUCAUCUGUAGUCAGGGACUUUCUGCUUGCCAAGGUCAUAAAUGGUGAGAAUGCUGCUCACAAGUCAGAAAAGUUUCGUGCCAUGGCAACUCGAACACGUCAAGAGUACCUUAAAGACUUAGCUGAGAACUUUGUGAGCGCAGGUACUGUGGAUUCUACUUUAAAGUUUAGUUUCAUCACUCUGGGAGCCAAGAAAAAAGAGCGACUUAAACCGCGUAAGAAUGCACACAUACACAGCGUUGGCGCCAUCGUGUGGAGUGUGGUGGCAUGGGACUUUGGCCAGUCAUUAGAUGUUCAGGGCUUGCUUGCCAUUUCCAACGAGUUUAUUGUACUAAUCGAGUCAGCGUCCAAAAAUGUUGUUUUUAACUGCUCCUGUCGGGAUGUGAUUGGCUGGACUUCCACAACCAAGAGCAUUAAAAUCUUCUACGAGCGUGGUGAAUGUGUGAUGUUCUCAGCCCAGGACGGCUGUAGGGAGGACAUCAUGGAAAUCAUUCAGCGGCUUGAGGUCACCACCCGGGGCUGUAAGACCACAGAGAUGACAUUACUCCGAAAUGGUCUGGGACAGCUGGGGUUUCAUGUAAACUUUGAAGGCAUAGUGGCUGAUGUCGAGGCUUUUGGUUUUGCAUGGAAAGCAGGCCUACGCCAGGGUAGCCGACUGGUGGAGAUUUGCAAUGUGGCUGUGGCAACACUUACCCAUGAGCAAAUGAUUGAACUGCUGCGCACUUCUGUCACAGUCAAGGUGGUGAUCAUUCAGCCUCAUGAGGAUGGUGCUCCGAGAAGGGGUUGUUCUGAGCUGUACCGCAUCCCCAUGGUGGAAUACAAACUAAAUAGUGAAGGCAUACCCUGCGAGUACAAGACCCCAUUUAGGAGCAACACAACUUGGUACCGGGUGCCCAUUACCCCAUUGGUUCAGCCUCUGCCUCGAAGCUCAUCCACUCAGGGCACCAAACAAUUGCAAUCUCGACCAAGACUUCAACACAGCCAGAAAUCCACGCAAUACUGCACUUCAUUUGACAACAAACUGCCAGACAUCUCCAGAACACAUGAUUUGAAAAACCCACAGAUGUCCUGUAAUAAAUCAGAGACCAGUCAUCACUACCGUAGCUCACCCAGUAACCAGUCGUCAUCCAGUAACCAGUCGUCAUCCAGUGACCCAGGCACAUGCAGUAGACCAAUCUGGAGCCAGCAGCAAAGCUGUCAUGGGUGUCAUUCACCCACACAGCAUGAGCAACCCUCUAAUUUUCCUCUCCAGGCAAUGGGAGACUUUGAUUGCUUAAGUGAGAGGGAGCCAGUGCCAGACAAAGCAUCCUCUGCAGAAGUGAAGUGGUACCUCCCCUCAAAAAAGAUGCUUGAUUCUUCUAGAGAGAAAGGCAUAGAGUUACCUUCCAAACUGUGUGAGGAUGGAGAUAAAAACUCCAGUUGCUCAAGCAGCAAUACUUUGUCCAGCAGCACUUUUAGCAGUAAUGGUGAUGCCAAAAACCUUGGUUUUGGUGACUUGAUGGACCUAGAUGUACUGGAUCUCACAUAUAUUAAAGGAGUUUCUACAGACAGUGGCACUGACACAACACUCUGCUGUGUGCCUUCUGCAUCAAUGGGGGUGCCUGUUGUUGCCGAGGCACAGAUGGUACUACAAGGCUGGAAGGCAGUUGAUCAUGGGCGGGCCUGGACCCAGGAGUAUCUACAAAACAGAGACAAAGAUAAAAACUGCAGAAAACUGUACAUGCCUCAGGGUUGCACUACGACCAGAAACAAUGUCAUGGACAGCUGCAUAAGAAGCCAGAGCAAGAACUUGUCUCACUUAAGAGUCAAAUGUGAUUUUCUGAGACACAUGUGGAACAGGAAGGGCACAUCUGAGCUUGAAACAAUCCAGGCUAUUAGAAGCAUUGAAGGAAUAUCUCAGCUUUUUGAAGCAGGGCUAACGCGACUGGUUGAGUCUACGGGGUUGUUAACACCCCUCGGUUUUGCUGCCGUAAUUGACACGCCCCCGUUGGCAGUAUCGCGGGACACUGCAUGCGGUAACCACGGACACACGUCAGACAAUUUUAACCCCUGUUCGACUAGCAGCCCUGAGGGGUCACAGAGGUUCCAAAACCCGCAACGGCUCGACGGUGAAUCGACUCUGCGUGGAAAACGCGUUUGUUCCGGUAUCGUCGAUGUGCAUGAACAAAAUCCAAACAGAAAACGUCUUAGAUGGCUAGACGGUUGCGAACGAGAUGAUUUGAACGACGAACCACUGCUGGUGCAAGCCCCCCGCGUUGACACAGACCAGAACAACUUUGAAUGGACUGAUGGACUGUUGAAAACGUGGAACGAUAAUAGUUUUACGGACUUUGAUUCUACGGUCGUACGGAGUUUGCAUCCAGAUGUGCAGCACGGAGUAAGAGACCCCGCCGAGGAUGAUUUAAAGCCUAACCAAAACCACGAGAGGCUACACCAGGUUAGCGCCGUUAAUUCUACAAAGUUUAAGGAGUUGAGUCUGGUACAGAAUGUUUCUAAAAUAGCCAUCGAGCAACGUAGACAAGCCGCGCUAAAACGGAAAAUAAAGAGUAAGGGCAAUAACCAGCCGGACAUGUUAAAAGAGGAGUAUUUGAAGUUAAGGCUACCUGUCAGCCCACCCCAAUACCAGGGCCACAGGAAGUCCACUAUUAGCUCCUUGGUCUUGCUGACGAAGAAGGAGAUUGUUAUCCUGGCACCAGUCCUCCAGGUGUUUUAUCUCCCAGAUGUCCUGAAGCGUUGGCAGACUAGAGUUCUGAGGGACUGUGCAUAUCAACUGUCUGAGGUCCUGACGGAUAUAUUUAACAUCUCACCGCCCCAGGCCAGAGUUUCAGUAUGUUUCAAGACAUCCACGAUUAUCCCUGUACCAAAGUCCUCUUUAGCAACGUGUCUCAACGAUUACCGACCUAUUGCACUCACUCCUGUCACCAUGAAGUGCUUCGAGAAGUUGGUGAUGAGGCACCUGAAACAGACCAUCAACGUAGCAGAUUCUGCAUUUAAUACCAUCAUCCCGCAGAAACUGGUGUCCAAGCUGAAAUCACUGGGAACCUCUUCUUCCCUGUGUAACUGGGUCCUGGAUUUCCUGACCUGCAGGCCUCAAAAUGUCAGGAUAAACAACAUCACAUCCUUCACCAUCAUCCUGAACACUGGCUCCCCCCAGGGUUGUGUGCUCAGCCCACUACUGUACACACUGAUGACCUACGACUGCAGAGCUCACUACAAGAACAACCUCAUGGUCAAGUUCGCGGAUGACACAGUGGUGAAGACCAAGGAGAUGGUUGUGGAUUUCCGCAGGACUGGUACAACCCCUCCUCCUCUACUCAUUGAUGGAGUAGCUGUGGAGAUGGUCCCCUCCAUCAAGUACCUCGGGGUACACCUGACUGACAUGCUCACCUGGCGUACCAACACCACGGCUGUCAUAAAGAAGGCCAACCAACGCCUUUAUUUCCUGAGGAAGCUGAGGAGGGCAGAUGACAUCUGGUUCUCUGACAGCUCCCUGUCAGAGAGGUUAAUGUUUAGUGAUCCAGGGCUCAUGCCUCUACCAGACACUGCCACAGGCUUGGAAUGGUUCCACCUUGUCAGUGCUGCGCAAGCCUUUGAAGCGCGUAACAGUGAAAUAAUGGCAACCAAUGCAGAGAGUAGUACCGGAGUUAGCACUGAGGAUGAACUAGUCCCUAAAAGGGGAGCUACAUCACUAGUGUGGAAGGUUUUCGAAUACAGAAGCUCGUCUGCCACUUUGACUGGCAAAGUCAACCAACUAGAUAUCCUCCUUAGGCAGCUCCAGCAUGACUUAAGAAAGGAGAAAGAGGAUAAAGUCAUCCUGCAGGUGGAGGUGCAACAUCUUCGAGAAGACAAUAUCCGUCUACACGAGGAAAGUCAAACUGCUGCAGCCCAGCUUAGGAAAUUUACUGAAUGGCUUUUAAAUAAAACUGACAAAAAAUCUUAA
Messenger RNA from Trichomycterus rosablanca, 6224 nucleotides. Its product is annotated as signal-induced proliferation-associated 1-like protein 2. The coding region runs from base 72 to 6224 and encodes 2050 amino acids. The record is from RefSeq and is a predicted model, not a curated record. Gene Ontology annotation, cellular component: cytoplasm. Gene Ontology annotation, biological process: activation of GTPase activity; regulation of small GTPase mediated signal transduction. Lineage: Eukaryota; Metazoa; Chordata; Actinopteri; Siluriformes; Trichomycteridae. The transcript is spliced from 26 exons. Gene Ontology annotation, molecular function: protein binding; 2-oxoglutarate-dependent dioxygenase activity; methyltransferase activity.